CCCACACAUCUCAGUAUUAGUUUAUAUAAAGACCCACCAAAACCCCCUUUUUCACUUUCCAAAUUUCACUUCCUCCAACUCAAAAAAGAGAGAAAAGCUAUACAACAAAACUAGGUAUAGAGAGAGAAACCCUACAAAAUCAAAAGGAACAAGAGACGAAGAUGAAGAAGAUCCAGCUUGGAUUUCGUUGUUUAUCAUUACUACUCUCUUUCUUCUUCUAGCUAGCUAGUUUUUUUUUUUGACAACUAAACAAGAAAAAAGGUCAACUUAAAGAAAAGAUCUGUUCUUAGAUCGAUCAGUAUAGUCUCUUGACUAUCUUCUUACUUUUGAUCCAGUUCGACCAUUGAAUCAUAGAUCAUGGAUCCAGUGCAAUCUCAUGGAUCACAAAGCUCUCUCCCUCCUCCCUUCCACGCUAGAGACUUUCAAUUACAUCUCCAACAGCAACAACAAGAGUUCUUCCUCCACCAUCACCAGCAACAAAGAAACCAACCCGAAGAUGAUCAACAAGGAGGAGGACUAAACAGACAAAUCAAGAUGGAUCGUGAGGAGACAAGCGACAACAUAGACAACAUCGCUAACCACAGCGGUAGUGAAGGUAAAGACAUAGACUUACACGGCGGUUCAGGAGAAGGAGGCGGUGGUUCUGGAGGAGAUCAUCAGAUGACAAGAAGACCAAGAGGAAGACCAGCUGGAUCCAAGAACAAACCAAAACCACCUAUUAUUAUCACUCGUGAUAGCGCAAACGCGCUUCGAACCCACGUGAUGGAGAUUGGUGACGGCUGUGAUUUAGUCGAGAGCGUUGCAACUUUCGCACGCAGACGCCAACGCGGCGUUUGCGUUAUGAGCGGUACUGGAAACGUCACGAACGUCACCAUACGUCAGCCUGGAUCUCAUCCUUCUCCUGGCUCGGUCGUUAGCCUUCACGGAAGGUUCGAGAUUCUCUCUCUCUCAGGCUCUUUUCUCCCUCCUCCUGCUCCUCCUACAGCCACCGGUUUGAGUGUUUACCUCGCCGGAGGACAAGGACAAGUCGUUGGAGGAAGCGUCGUUGGUCCUUUGCUGUGUGCUGGUCCUGUUGUUGUCAUGGCAGCGUCUUUUAGCAAUGCCGCGUACGAGAGGUUGCCUUUAGAGGAAGAUGAGAUGCAGACGCCAGUUCACGGCGGUGGAGGAGGAGGAGGAUCAAUGGAGUCGCCACCGAUGAUGGGGCAACAACUGCAACAUCAGCAACAAGCUAUGUCGGGUCAUCACGGGCUACCACCUAACCUUCUUGGUUCGGUUCAGUUGCAGCAGCAGCAUGAUCAGUCUUACUGGUCAACGGGACGACCACCUUAUUGAUCAAAAUAUAUUUAAGACACACACACUCAUCAUCUUGGUUAGCUAGCUAACGAAGAAUCAUGAGUUCAGUGGAUAUAUAUGAUUGAAAGGGGUUAGCUUAUGAACAUUAAUAAGACUAUAUAUGGAUUUAGUCGACGAAGAUCAUCAAGAAUCAGGAUUCAAUCGAGCUUCAUUAUGGGUCAACGUUCAUAAGAUGAAUCAGGUUCUUUUUUUUUCUUAAAUUUUUAUCUUGGUUCGUUUUUUAGUCCAUAGAUCUUUCUAUGAUGAUUUGAGUAACACUUUUCUUUAUGUAUUGGUUUUCUCUGAUGAAUUAUCAUUGCUAGUUUGCAUUUGAUUUGUGUGUGUCGUUGGCUCUCUAAGUAUGGUUUUUUAUCAACAUUUCAUGGUGUUUUUUCGACAAUUUUUAUAGCUCGUAACAAACUAAAUAUGGAACUAUUUAGAUA
Camelina sativa (false flax) is the source of this 1775-nucleotide messenger RNA. The record is from RefSeq and is a predicted model, not a curated record. Lineage: Eukaryota; Viridiplantae; Streptophyta; Magnoliopsida; Brassicales; Brassicaceae.